CACCGUAGAGAAACAUGGUUGAGAGCAUUAUGGAGCAUAUAUUCUUACUGGUAAUAGUCACACUGCUGAGCAUUGCACAGAACGCAUUUUUUGCUCAGAAAGUUGAGAAGGAAUGUAAGGCGCACAGUAAAACGGCUGCAUUUGAACGCCUGUCUUGUGCCAGCCGAAACUGUAUGGAUGCCUACCCGACAUUCCUGGCAGUCAUGUGGUGUGCUGGUAUAUGCAUUAAUCAAGUACCAGCGGCUUUUGCUGGAACUGUGUAUCUUGUGGCCAGACAGAAGUAUUUUGUUGGCUACAUGGGACAGACAUCACAGAGCACUCCUGGUUUCCUGUUUGGAAAGCGGGUUCUUUUCUUUCUGUCACUCAUGUGCAUUGUGGGAAUAGUGAACUACCUACUAGUGACCUAUGGAGCCAGUGACUAUAAAGAGUACAUCCAGGUCAUCACCAAGGCUGCCACUACUCUUCUUCUUAUCCCUUAG
Messenger RNA from Trichomycterus rosablanca, 479 nucleotides. RefSeq names its product arachidonate 5-lipoxygenase-activating protein (gene alox5ap). Gene Ontology annotation, molecular function: enzyme activator activity; glutathione transferase activity; glutathione peroxidase activity. Gene Ontology annotation, cellular component: endoplasmic reticulum; nuclear envelope; membrane. Lineage: Eukaryota; Metazoa; Chordata; Actinopteri; Siluriformes; Trichomycteridae. The transcript is spliced from 5 exons. The record is from RefSeq and is a predicted model, not a curated record. Bases 15 to 479 code for a protein of 154 amino acids. Gene Ontology annotation, biological process: leukotriene biosynthetic process.